AUGUUGUUCGCGUGCCCGCUCCCGCUUGCCGUGAGCAAUGCGGAGCAUCUCAUGUGCUACGCGCAGCGGUAUCCAGACCUCCUCGAGAGAUACUGCCACGGGCAGGCAUCACAUCGGCAGAAGAUUGGCUCCCAUUGGCGAAGACAUGGCCGCUUGGAGCAGCGACGCUUUGGCUGCGAUGGUUCACAGGCAGUGGCAGUGGCGUUUGAUGACACUGUACCCUCGUCUAAAGCGUCGGAGCAGUUGGCUUCCGCGCAGCAAAGGUACCGAGCGGAGAUUAAAGCUCCCCCCUGCGGCAACUCGUGUCAGCGCUGGAAGAGGGUGCUCGGCUCGCAGUCCGCGGAGCUGCUUCGGCUGACGCAGCUCCAGAGGCGGCCACGCUUGUCUCGGCAAGGGGCAGACAAGCGGCCGUGCCGCGCUGCGGUGUCCUCGGCGAUGGACAUCACUCCGGGAGGCGGGGAGCGGUACCUACUGGAGGCUGCAAUCGUCUUCCAGCGGCUGAGCUGCGAGGUGACGUUGCUACUGUUUGAGCCGAAUCAGUGUACUGGAGGCGACUGCGUCAACCGCACCGCCUUCAUGCUCGGUCUGCGCAACCUGGAUGUGGACGCCAUCAAGGUUGCGUCUCUGAACGUGCAGCGACACCCGAAGCGGCCGGUCCGGGGGCUGCACGGCUCCGCAGAGAGGCUCAUUCGCCGCGACUUUGACAUCUUCUUCUUCCUCGGCAACGACCGGGCGCCACGAACGCCUGGGCUGGGCCGCCUCAACUUGUACAUGUGUCAGUUUCCCUUCGACUGGUACCGAGACAUGUACCCCUUUGAGGAGCGCAAUCUGGCGACGUACGACCACGUCCUGCUUAAUUCCAACUUCACCAUGGAUUGGUAUAGCGUCGUCCUACGGUCGCAGCUGCGCAAGCCGUGUGCGCCCACGCCGGUGCUCCUGUACCCUCCUGUCCCCGCCGCAGAGCCGAGGACGCCUCUCUUCGGAGCUUUCAGCAGGAGGCCUUUUCGCAUCGUCAUCGUCGGCCGCAUUUUCGGAGGCGUCCAGUCGAAGGGGCACUAUGAGGCGGUGCGCCUGUUUUCGGAGCUGCAGACCCUUGCGCGGCGAGACGGGCACGCUUGGCACGCGCAGCUCGAGCUCUAUAUUGUCGGGGCUGUCAUCACGGGCAAGGAACACUACGCGAGGGGACUCCCUGAGUUGGUGACGCGCCUAGGCCUGACGGGCGUCCACUUUGUCUUUGACGCGCCGCGGAGACGGCUCGAGGCGCUCGUGGAGGGCGCGCGCGUCAUCUGGUCGCUGACUGGUUUCGGCCAGUUGAAGCAGAUGACCAACCCAGCCGACACCGAGCACUUUGGUAUCGCCGUGGCGGAGGCGAUGUCGGCCGGCUGCAUCCCGGUGCUGCUGAACGUGGGCGGGCUGCCCGAGCAAGUGCCGAGCAGCGCUGUCGGUCGGGUGGCGUCCACGCUGGAGGACGUCCCCACGGCGACGCUGCAGGUGCUGUCGCUGCCAGAGGCGGAGAUGGAAGCGAUGAGCGGCCAGGCACGAGCAGCAGCAGAGCGUUUCACAGGCGACAUGUUUGAGCGUCAGCUAGGCAGCUUGGUGCACGAGGCGAAGCCCAAGCAACGCGCGUGCUACUCGGCCAACGCGUCGGCGCCCACACGGUUCGGAUGA
Emiliania huxleyi CCMP1516 is the source of this 1668-nucleotide messenger RNA. RefSeq lists its product as hypothetical. Gene Ontology annotation, cellular component: membrane. The transcript has 2 exons. The record is from RefSeq and is a predicted model, not a curated record. NCBI's taxonomy places the organism in Eukaryota, Haptophyta, Isochrysidales, Noelaerhabdaceae. Gene Ontology annotation, biological process: protein N-linked glycosylation. Gene Ontology annotation, molecular function: GDP-Man:Man(3)GlcNAc(2)-PP-Dol alpha-1,2-mannosyltransferase activity. The coding region runs from base 1 to 1668 and encodes 555 amino acids.